GCUGAAGACAUCAUUGGCUUGAUAGAGGGCGUUCUCUUGGCAGCAAGCCAGGCUCCGGAGCAUGUGUGUGAGACAACUUUGAGCCUGAUUGAGGCGGCAAUUCUGCUGAAUCUCACCUCGUACCGGGAAGUUUGCGCUGAACUUGAAGAGGACUAUGAGGGCAAUGCGCCAGAAAGUGUUCCGGACUUCGAGGGAUCAGUGGCGGACCUUGUGGCAAUGGCAGCAUUGACGCAGGCCAGCGAGUUCUUGAACAAGAGCAAGGCGAGCACAGUGCAGGACAGCAUCGUGCAGAUGAGCUUCGCGACUGUCGCCAACGUUUCUGCCUUCGCGGACGGGCUUUGCAUGGAAGUAUCAUCUCGAUUGUUUUCUCUAUUUGAGCGCUGUGCCAAAGCAGUGCAGCUCAAGCGCAACAGGCAAGGCAUUGCCAACCAUCUUCCCCUCCUUUUGGAAGUCUUCGACAAUGCCCUCCAGUACAGAUACUCGAGCAAUACGAAUCUUGCUUACGGCCUGAUGACCCGACAGGCCAUUUUCCGAGAUCUUGUCUCGUUCGUACCACAGGUCCAGACUGCUGAUGUGGCUCAGGAGGGUGACAAUGCUCUAGAGCUGAAUCGGCAAUGGCAGGAAGCAGUUGAGGUUCAUCUCUUUCCCAUUGCGGGUCUCCUUGAAGCAACGGUGCCAAUUCUGGAAGCAGAGGUGGAAAAGCACGAGAUCUCAAACUCAGACGAAGCCAAGGAGCUGCUUCCCAGGUGUAUACUGGGGUUAAUGCCUCUUCCACAUGCUUUCCAGUUGAGGAACCUCCGACGGUGCGCUGCAACGCACGUUGCCUGCGAGCACGUGCUGGCGGCAUGCCUCAGCGAUGGACCCUACUCUCCCCUUUGGGAUACUGAGGAGGAGUCCACUCCACAUGCUUCCCAGGCCCACAGGGAUACAAAGCCAUCUGCUUGGUCAUCGAUUUUAUUGCUUUUCGAUGCUUUUCGUGUUUCUUUUGCUCCGAAUGGUGUGCAGAUAUGGAUUCAGUUCUAG
Messenger RNA from Cladocopium goreaui, 1023 nucleotides. The record is from the annotation of a GenBank genome assembly. Lineage: Eukaryota; Dinophyceae; Suessiales; Symbiodiniaceae.